CUCGUGGGGUUUAGAGGGAGGGAGUAGGAGUGAAAGUGGAUCAAUACGAACGUUUGACCUGCCUGCUAGCGUACGCUCGAGUCUCCUUCCUAAAGUCGUACCAUGCGUUCCAUCAGAGAACGCGAGCGUGCCGCGUUUCGACUUAAUGAAACAACUAAGUGAAUCCAUAUGUGAAAAAUAAGUGAACUUUCCUAGACUUUCCUAAUCGAGAUCGUAAUGAAUCCUAUUACAAUAACUUAUAUUGCAAGUAGACGUAUCGAAAGGGCGUCCACCUAAAUUCAAGUUCGUAGAAUGCCAUGGCUUAGGCUCUUACGAUGGACCAUUUUGGUACCACUCGUAUUAUACGUUUCUUUUUUAAUCGUUUGGUACAAGAAGAACGUACCUCUGAGAAGUUCGGGAUCGAUCUCGAAGCACGAUGACGGUGAUAAGGAAGGUUCCGCGAUCGAGAGCCUAUUUUUCGAACUGGAAACCGCGACUGAAAAAAAGCUACGAAAUCGUUAUGAGAACCUUGGCUUCGAUCGUAGGGACGAAGAGACUAUAAGGGAGGUAGAGGAAAUGGAGAAUCGCGAUGAUCCGAAAACUUUGUUGGAGGAUAUUUUUCGAAGGGCGGACGUCGACGAAAAUCAAUUGUUAGAUAUUCAAGAGCUGGCCAAAUGGAUUCACAAUAAGAUCACGGAACACAUUAGUCGUGCUAUACAAGAGAACGUCGGUCUCUUCACUGCCAUCGACAAUAAUCCAAGAAACGGUAAGGAAGAGCUUGUGAACGAUUCUUUCUUUAUCCUUUCCUUGUUUUCUACUUGCUCUCGUAUAGGCAAAGUUUCCUGGGAAGAAUAUCACGCGCAUUUCCUACGAUCGCACGGUUUCCCAGAGAGUUACAUUCAGUCGCACGACAAAAGGCACAAGGAGAUGUCGCGAACCUUGAAGGAGAGUAUCAUGAGAGACAGAGCGAGAUGGACGGAUGCAGCGAGAAACGAUCCGGAGAAAUUGACCCUUGACGAGUUUUUGUCCUUUACUCAUCCGGAGAGCAGUCACGGGGCACUUUUGCAAAUGGUGGAGGAUCUUUUUGACAAAUUUGAUCGCGACGGAGACGAGCAAUUGACGGAGGAUGAAUUUUCGGAUUUGCCGUCCGAAGGUGUCGGCCUGGAACUCGACGAGGAUCGACAUCAAACGGUCGGAGGUAGCACCGAUAGGCGAAAGGAGUUCCGUUAUCUCAUCGAUAGAAAUAAAAACGGAAAGGCAGAUCGUACCGAACUCUUGAUGUAUAUUGAUCCACGGAAUCCAAGGCACGCGAUUCAAGAGGCUCAACAUUUGAUCAGUCUCUCGGAUAUAAAUCUCGACGGGAAAUUAAAUCUCUCGGAGGUUUUGAGCAAGACCGAUCUCUUUUUGUGCAGUAAAAUGGUCGACACCGAGAAAAGCUUUCACGACGAGUUCUGAUGAUUUGUGAACGAUAUACUAUGAACAACUAAGACAAUACUCUUUAAUUAGUCUCUGAGAACGUAUCUGUGAUAGUCUUCUCGACUUAGAAUAUCAUUUCAUUGAUAUAUUUAUUAAGAUAAUCUAUUACUGUAAGGAAAUCUAAUCUCCCCGUGUUGCCGGCACCACUUAAGAUAUAAAAGAUAUUCUUUUAUUCGACAAGUUACUAUUUAUUACAAUUAGCUUAUAAUAACAAUUCACAAUCUGUCACACUCACUCUGACCUCAGAAAAGGCGCGAAACCCGCGAAUAUCCUCACUCUCUAAUUGCUCGAUUCUUCUACGCUCCCUUAUAAGUUUCUGCCCCCACCCUGCAUCCCUGAGGAAUGGACCAUCCUCCGUAUCGUUCUCGAAUUUUCCGAUAUCGCUCGAGAACCUUCUAGACUCACACAGACUUACACACACAACUUACUUCUUUAUUUCGACCAUCGGGUCCUUUUCCCUGUAAUCCUUCGUCGCCUACCUACUUAUCUAUGUUUACUCUACAAUUACAUUAAAAAAGGAAAAAAUAUAAUUGCUCGUUUCGACGAAUAUCGAGAAGGAAUUGAGGAGUCAUCUUAGCGUUUAAUAUUUAACUUUAAGGAAUCGAUAAGUCCGUCCUUGUAUAAGUUUCUAUGUACAACAAUUUGGCGUUCCUUCUGAUUCUGCGAACUAUAACUAUCAUAGCGAAUACAAAACUGCGGGAACGUUCGAGCUUGCAAUUUCAAAUGCAUUUGUCGCUAUUACAAAAUAACUAAAAGAGAAUGUUUCUUUUUUUUUUUCAGGAAGGUAUAUGUAAAAGGAUAUACGUAGAAAGGUUCCUAUAACUUGUCACCACUUUUGUGUCUUUCUAUCGUAAUAAAAUCAUUUUUCUGAAAAUAUGUAUAUAUUUAAAUAAGUAUAUUUUCGAAUGCGUAUCAAUCUCACCUCUCGUCAUAUUUCUUUUCCAUUGUUUUAUUCAUAUUUUGGAUAUGACAAAUGGACCAAGCCAAGCUUUUUAUUAACAAUCGAUGAGUAUCGAUUCUACAAAGACGCGAGAAACAAAUGAUAUUGAUCAUUUUGGAAUGACUUAAAUUCGCGAGCACUUACAAUUUCGAUGAAAAUCAAGUAAUGUUUAAGCAGGUACCAACUACGUCAAAGAAAGAGAGAGAGAGAGAGGAGACGAAAAGAAUCAAUUUUUCAUGGAUAAUGUAAUGGAUAAUGUCUAAAUGAUUCUCUCACAACUAAUCGUUAUAUUGAUUUUUCUAAAAGAUAUAAGGACACUUUUGCCACGCAACUUUUUUAUAGUUUGCAGGUUGAACAAUGAUAAUAAUGAAUACGCAAUUAUCGAAAUUAAUUUGAACAUAAGCUAAGAUGAUUAGUUGAAUAAUCAUCGAAAUUGACGUGCUGCGAAUUGGCCAAUAUUUUCUUGAUCAAGCACACGAAUAUCCUCAUUGAAAAUAUUUAUAAAAUGCCAAAUCAUCUUUCACUGGACCACAUCGUACAUUCGACAAUAUUAUUUCUUAUUUCUACGUGGGUGCACAUAAAAGUUAUAUGACAUAUACACACACCUAGAAUAAAAAAGAACUCGACGAUUCGGUGCAAUACGUAUGGGUAUACGUAUAUGCAGACUCCUUAACAAAUAAUGAAUCUCUCGCAGACCGUUGCGUCGAACGUAUAUAUAUAUAUAUAUAUAUAUAUAAUUAUAUUUAUAUUAUUAAUAUUAAAUAUAUAUAUUAUAAUAUAGGUAUGUGUACAUACGUGCAAUUAUUCAAUAGCCACUCGUCCGUCUAUAUUCGAUCUACGUAUUUCCACGAAUUUUCUAUAUAGUUUUUUUUUUUUUUUUUUUU
This is a messenger RNA of Polistes dominula (European paper wasp), 3279 nucleotides long. RefSeq names its product stromal cell derived factor mayday (gene myd). Gene Ontology annotation, molecular function: calcium ion binding. Gene Ontology annotation, biological process: calcium-ion regulated exocytosis. NCBI's taxonomy places the organism in Eukaryota, Metazoa, Arthropoda, Insecta, Hymenoptera, Vespidae. The record is from RefSeq and is a predicted model, not a curated record. Gene Ontology annotation, cellular component: endoplasmic reticulum.